AUGCCGAUCCCGGACUUUGCCAACGAGGCAAUCUUCCCAAUCUUUGAGGGCCUCCCCAUCGAGGAACCCGGCGCCGCCGAUCCGCCCUCCUACGCCGCAUCCUCGGAGCCGCCCUCGUAUGCGCCGGCCCCCUCCGACCCGCCAUCCUACACGGACUCCCAAUCCGGCUCCGGCACCGCCAAAGCCUCCGCUUCCUCAUCCUCCUCCACGGCAGUCACGAGACCAUCCUCCCACGACGCACGCGAAGAAUGGUUCCUCAUAGCGCAGGUAAAACAAAACAUGACCAUCACGAAACCGACACUCGUGGUCGUCGAUCGCCAGCAGACGGAGUUCGCCGUCACGUUUGAGGACCGCGGGAUCGAUUUGCGGCCCGUCAAGGGCGGGUGGACGAUUGUCGUGCCGCGCGGGGAAUGCCAGAAGGAGGAUUGGAAGAAGCACAAGGGGGAUUGCAAGGUUCUCAAGGGCAUGGCGAACGCGUGGGGGAUAUGA
Messenger RNA from Colletotrichum paranaense, 489 nucleotides. RefSeq lists its product as uncharacterized. NCBI's taxonomy places the organism in Eukaryota, Fungi, Ascomycota, Sordariomycetes, Glomerellales, Glomerellaceae. The record is from RefSeq and is a predicted model, not a curated record. The coding region runs from base 1 to 489 and encodes 162 amino acids. The transcript has 2 exons.